UUCCCACCGGGGCAGCGCGAGCGGGGCAACCAGAGCCACGCGGCGGGGCUGGUUGGUGAUGACGUUACACCCCCCCAUCCCGCGCGAGGCCCCCCAGCAACUACAGCUCCCAGGCGCACGCGCGAGGCCGGCGCUCGUUGGCUGGCGGCUCCGUGACGUCACGUGUUUUGGCUCGACCAGGUCACAUGUCGCUCGGGGGGCUCCUUUGUUGUGAGUCGCGCAGGAGCGCGGGGACGGGGGCAGGUAAGUGCGCGCUGGGUCACCACCCCGCGGGGCGCUGUGGCCGGAGGUCUCCUCUCCGCGGCUCCGUUCCGCUGGGCUGUGCAGGGCGCGCCGCGACCAGUGCCGGAGGAGCCCGUGGACUCGCCCGGGGCCGGGCUCCGUGUGCCUACAGCGGGGGCAGUAACGGUCCCCGCCGCCCCCAGCUUGGGCUGCACCAAGCCGCUGUGGGGAGACACCGACAGUUCCGGACCCCCCCGCCAUUUCUUAACUGGUCCAGUCCUUCCUUGCUGCCCCGGCCUGACAACAAUGUUUAUGGGCGGGGCUGCCUCCGUGGCGAUUGGCUCCGAACGCGCGGGUGGGCGGGACUUGAGCCGCGUAGUCUCCUCGUUGAUUGGGCGAGUUAUGCCGAGGGAGAGGGGGCGCGGCUGAGGCUGCCCCGGGUGAAGGUGAGCUGGAGGACGCGCGCAUGCGCUUGGGGCGGCCGUGUCAGUUAAUGCCGAGCUGGGGCCGUGGGCUGGGUGCGCAUGCGCAUUCCCGCUCGCUCCUGUCCCCUCUGCCAGCUGGCGCGGGGGGAGGGGCGCUGCAGGCCCCCCGGGCGUGGGCGGGAUCCGGAGAGCGCCCCGCAGAUGCGGGCUGUCUAGGGCCCUUGGCUGUGCCGUGACACUCCGGGAGGUGCGGUGUCCUGUCCUUAGCCAGGCCUGAGGAGCUGACUGCACGAGGGAGGCUUUCUAAAGCAGCUGGAGACCUGGUUGAGGUCCCUCUGUGCCUCGCCUAUUUUUGCUUAGCUGGUUUCAGGGAAUCCCAGGCGGGCCCCUGUAAAAGUACAGCUCCGCCCUUGCACCCUGCAUUGUUUGGGUCAGGUCUCUGGUGGUCCUUCACAGCCUAGAGAGGUCCUUAGCCCCGUUAUCCUGAAGUCUGGCAGAAGGUGGGGCGGACUUGCACCUUGUAGACCAGGAGUGGGCAAAAUACAGACUGGAUCCAGCCCACAGGGCCAUAUUUUGCCAGCCGUUUUGCAAGGAGUCCAGUGACUUAAGUGGUACUGUUCAUCCUUAGCACUGCAAAGAAGACACUUGGCAAUCUUUUCUCAAUGAUUCUAUAACCAAUUGAUGUAACAAUGGUACUAAUACUGGGACGCAGACUGAAUAGAGAGGAUAGUGGGAUCCGUGAUUCCCCUGCAUCCAAGAGGAAAGUUUUUGAAAUGGACCCCAAGUCCUUAUCGGGCCCUGAGUUCUUUGACUUCUCUUCAGGAUCGUCCCAUGCUGAAAGCAUACUCCAGAUCUUCAAUGAGUUUCGUGACAGCCGCUUGUUCACAGAUGUGAUUAUCUGUGUGGAAGGGAGAGAGUUUCCCUGCCAUCGAGCUGUUCUUUCAGCCUGCAGUAGCUACUUCAGAGCUAUGUUUUGCAAUGAUCAUAGAGAAAGCAGAGAGAUGUUGGUUGAGAUCAAUGGCAUUUUUGCUGAAGCAAUGGAUUGCUUUCUGCAGUAUGUGUACACUGGAAAGGUGAAAAUCACUACAGAAAAUGUGCAGUACCUCUUUGAAACAUCAAGUCUUUUUCAGAUUAGUGUUCUGCGUGAUGCCUGUGCCAAGUUUCUGGAGGAGCAACUGGACCCUUGUAACUGCCUGGGAAUCCAGCGGUUUGCUGAUACGCACUCACUCAAGACACUGUUUACCAAAUGCAGGACCUUUGCACUGCAAACAUUUGAGGAUGUGUCUCAGCAUGAAGAAUUUCUUGAGCUUGGGAAAGAUGAGCUUAUUGACUACAUUUGCAGUGAUGAACUGGUGAUCGGUAAAGAAGAGAUGGUAUUUGAAGCAGUCAUGCGCUGGGUUUACCGUGCAGUUGAGCUGCGAAGGCCAGUGUUACAUGAACUUCUGACACAUGUGAGACUCCCUUUAUUACACCCUAACUACUUUGUUCAGACAGUGGAAGUAGACCAACUGAUUCAGAAUUCUCCAGAGUGUUAUCAGCUGCUGCAUGAAGCAAGGAGAUACCAUAUACUUGGUAAUGAAAUGAUGUCCCCAAGAACUAGGCCACGCAGAUCAACUGGUUAUUCUGAAGUAAUAGUUGUAGUUGGAGGCUGCGAACGAGUUGGGGGUUUUAAUCUGCCAUAUACUGAAUGCUAUGAUCCUGUGACAGGAGAGUGGAAAUCGCUGGCUAAACUCCCAGAAUUUACAAAGUCUGAAUAUGCAGUAUGUGCUCUGCGGAAUGAUAUCCUAGUUUCAGGUGGAAGAAUAAACAGCCGGGAUGUCUGGAUUUAUAACUCUCAGCUUAACAUUUGGAUCAGAGUUGCCUCCCUAAAUAAAGGCAGAUGGAGACACAAAAUGGCUGUCCUUCUUGGUAAAGUAUAUGUAGUUGGAGGCUAUGAUGGGCAAAGCCGACUCAGCAGUGUAGAAUGUUAUGAUUCAUUUUCUAAUCGAUGGACAGAGGUGGCUCCACUGAAGGAAGCUGUGAGUUCUCCAGCAGUGGCCAGCUGCGUGGGCAAGUUAUUUGUGAUUGGUGGUGGUCCUGAUGACAAUACCUGCUCUGACAAGGUUCAGUCCUAUGAUCCUGAUACCAAUUCUUGGUUGCUCCGUGCAACUAUCCCAAUUGCAAAGAGAUGUAUAACAGCUGUAUCUCUAAACAAUUUGAUCUAUGUUGCGGGGGGGCUUACCAAGGCAAUAUACUGCUAUGAUCCAGUUGAGGAUUAUUGGAUGCAUGUGCAGAACACAUUCAGCAGACAGGAAAAUUGUGGCAUGUCUGUAUGUAAUGGCAAAAUCUAUAUCCUUGGUGGAAGACGAGAAAAUGGAGAAGCCACAGACACCAUUCUCUGUUAUGAUCCUGCAACAGGCAUUAUCACAGGAGUAGCAGCCAUGCCCAGGCCAGUAUCAUAUCAUGGCUGUGUGACGAUUCACAGAUAUAAUGAAAAGGGCUUUAAACUGUAAAGGUUGUGUGAAAGAUUCCAGUGACCUGAUACAAGACAAGAUUUUUAAAGAUUACUAAAACAGGAAACUGACCUUUCCUUAAAGAUCAUGGGAAAAUAAAUUCCUGGUGCCUCUUCGAGAAGGAGAUUAAACAUGCAUAAAUUUAACCAAUUAAUGCUUAAAAGGAAAAAAACUAUGUAAUAACUACAAUGCAGUCAUUUCUGGUCUGCAUUUUGAUCUGACAGCAGUGUUAAAUAUUGUAUUAAUUUUAGAUUGUACCACUUUCUGUGUAAUCAAUAAUUUACAAUGCUGGAUAUGUUGUUGGGAAAGUGCCUUCACAAAUAUUUGUGGCUGUAAGGAAUGAUGUCUGCAUUUGCAAUCUAUUAAUAGAAACCAUUUAAUCGUGUAAACCUUCAAAGAAUUAUUUAAUUGUAAAGUGUGCAUAUCAUUCUGAUUUGAUAAGUACUACAUUCUUUUUACAAAACAAAUUGCUUGCCUUACCAAAAUGAUGAUGAUAUUUCAGGAUCACCCACUACUUGGGACUUUUUUUUUUUUUAACUUAGUGCUUUAUAGGAAAAAAAUGUUUAAAAUCCUUGAGAAAUAUUCUUUGUUAGUGGACGAUGGAGAACCAAGAUUUGUUUGUCAGUUUGUUUGCUGAGCUACUGCAAAAUAUUGCAGUAGCUCUUGCUUUCUUAUCACUAUGGACCUUAAUCAUAGGUUGCUAAGAAUUUAUUCGAAGUCCUACAAAUACAGCACAAUAUACAUACUGAGAAACUAAUGAUCCAGAGUGUAUACCUGUAUUUGUGAAGCAAUUUUGUGUCUUCCCUUAAUUGUACAGAUGAAAUCUAAUGGUUCCUAGUUUAAUUUUUUUUACUAACAUAAGGUACUUUUCAGCUGCUCAGUGAAUAGGGACCAGUAGUUGAGGGGUACUUCUAUCUCUCCAGAUUCCAUCAUAUGAACUAUCUGGUGAUAAAAUCAGGGGCUACAGGCCUAACUCCAUAGCUUUUAUAAACUGGGCUUUGGGGUAUCCCAUUAUGCAAAGGUCAGAUGUACUUGCUAACUGUGUUUAGGUCUUUUUCAGACAAUCAUUUCUCCCCCUCUCCUCCCAGAAUGGUUAAGUUUUUUGUAUAACCCUACAAGAGCUAUUUCUCCAGACAGUUGCCAAAGAACCCAUCCAUUUAGCCACAUGAAAACUUUCACAUAGCAUGUUUCACUAAGGCUAAGGACAAAUAUUGCAUUUGUCCUGGCACAAGUUGUGCCUUUUUUGUCAUGGAACAGAAAAAUCCCAAAACUAAUGCAUACAGACUGCCCUUCCAAUCAGGGUUUAAUGAGCAGCUGAAUGCACUGCUGCUUUUCUACCUCCAAUGGAGUCGAUAGAAUCCUGAGACAACCGUUCAGACUUACUUUGUAAUGUUCUGGGACAAACAGUUAGCACUUCUUAGAUUGUGAACCUUUUUAGUGGUUGUCCUAGGGCAGUGAACAUGGAUGUCUGAAUAAGUUCACUUUGUCCUCUGAUUUAAAAUGGCUUUCUCCCACAACAGAUGCAACUUCUGUUUUGUACCCUAAUUUAAUUUUUGAGCAUUAGUGACUUUCAAAGUAUUGCCCCACAUUUUGGCCCAGUGCUUUUCAGUUAACUCUUGCUGAAGUUCUUCCUCCCAUUC
This is a messenger RNA of Alligator sinensis (Chinese alligator), 4779 nucleotides long. RefSeq names its product kelch like family member 24 (gene KLHL24). Gene Ontology annotation, molecular function: protein binding. Bases 1337 to 3139 code for a protein of 600 amino acids. The transcript has 8 exons. NCBI's taxonomy places the organism in Eukaryota, Metazoa, Chordata, Crocodylia, Alligatoridae. The record is from RefSeq and is a predicted model, not a curated record.